This is a messenger RNA of Chaetomium strumarium, 753 nucleotides long. RefSeq lists its product as uncharacterized. The transcript has 2 exons. The annotation marks the transcript as partial. The record is from RefSeq and is a predicted model, not a curated record. NCBI's taxonomy places the organism in Eukaryota, Fungi, Ascomycota, Sordariomycetes, Sordariales, Chaetomiaceae.
GACUCGCAAGCAUUCUUGAUCUUGAUGCUUAUUAUUCACGGUUGUAACAGACAGGUGCCUAGACUUGUCAGCCUCGAGUUGCUUGCAAAGAUUGCUGCUCUUGUGGACUACUACCAAUGCCUCGAAGCGGUCGAGGUGUUUGCAGGAUUAUGGCUUCAGAGACUGAGAAGCCAACGUCAACUUCCAGAGCAGGUCGGGAGGGACCUUAUUUUAUGGCUCUUUAUAUCGUGGGUAUUUGCUAAUGGCGAUAUCUUCACGUCCGUAACGACCAUAGCCCUUCGGCAAAGCCAAGGGCCGCUUCCAACCUUGGGCCUCCCAAUCCCAGAAAAAAUCAUUGAGGCGAUUGAUCGCCGCAGACAAGAAGUCGUCGAAAAGGUCACCACAGCGCUCCACGGGCUCUGCGUUUCAUUUCGUGACAGUCCAGAUCAAUGCUGUUUUGAGUGCUCGUCGAUCCAACUCGGUGCGCUCACGAAGGAGAUGCAUGCAAAACGGCUCGAACCAAGACCAGCAUCACCAAUGCUCGGUUACAGUGUGGUAGCAACAAUAGAUACCGCGAGGAGCUUUCGUUCUCCUCAGUGGGACUGUAAGCGAAGGGGUUACAGGUAUGCAUCGCGUUAUUGCGAUCUAGAAUCCAUUAUUCGAUCAAAGGUGGAUGGUUUGAAGGAGAUGAUACGUGGUCUGAAACUGGGUGAUUUUCAGGAACGUCGCUCCCCCGUGGCAUCCGAUGGUCUUGGAGCGACGGCAGCAGCUUGA